This is a messenger RNA of Gadus chalcogrammus (walleye pollock), 2170 nucleotides long. Its product is annotated as solute carrier family 2, facilitated glucose transporter member 1-like. Bases 1 to 1464 code for a protein of 487 amino acids. The transcript is spliced from 11 exons. Gene Ontology annotation, cellular component: basolateral plasma membrane; apical plasma membrane. The record is from RefSeq and is a predicted model, not a curated record. NCBI's taxonomy places the organism in Eukaryota, Metazoa, Chordata, Actinopteri, Gadiformes, Gadidae. Gene Ontology annotation, molecular function: hexose transmembrane transporter activity. Gene Ontology annotation, biological process: response to insulin; monosaccharide transmembrane transport.
AUGGAGUGCAGCGAUCAGUUAACCCUGCCGUUGCUGUUUGCCGUGGGGACUGCUGUGAUUGGCUCGUUACAGUUCGGCUACAACACUGGCGUCAUCAACGCCCCUCAAAUCAUCAUCGAGGGCUUCUACAACGAGACGUGGACCAGCAGGUACUCGGAGCACAUCUCCCGGACCACCCUUACCACGCUGUGGUCCACCUCCGUCGCCAUCUUCUCCGUGGGCGGCAUCGUUGGCUCCUUCUCCAUGGGCCUCUUCGUCAACCGCUUUGGCAGGCGUAACUCCAUGCUAAUGGCUAACGUGCUAGCCUUCGUGGCGGCCGCCUUCAUGGGCCUGUCCAAGGCGGCGGCGUCCUGGGAGAUGCUGAUCGCGGGCCGCUUCAUCGUGGGCCUCUACUCCGGCCUGUCCACGGGCUUCGUGCCCAUGUACGUGGGGGAGAUCGCCCCCACGCCGCUGAGGGGGGCCCUGGGCACGCUUCACCAGCUGGGGGUGGUCCUCGGCAUCCUCAUAGCACAGAUCUUCGGCCUGGAGGGCCUCCUGGGGAACGCGUCCCUGUGGCCCCUCCUGCUGGGCUUCACCUGCGUCCCGGCACUGGUGCAGUGCGUGCUGCUGCCCUUCUGCCCCGAGAGCCCCCGCUUCCUCCUCAUCAACCAGAACCAGGAGAGCAAGGCGCGAAGCGUGCUGGAGAAGCUGCGUGGUACUGAGGACGUGCGUGACGACAUGCAGGAGAUGCAGGAGGAGAGCCGGCAGAUGGCGAGGGAGCCGGCCGUGACCAUCCCGGAGCUGUUCACCACGCCGGCCUACCGCCAGCCCAUCUUCAUCGCCAUCAUGCUGCAGCUCUCCCAGCAGCUGUCCGGUAUCAACGCUGUGUUCUACUACUCCACGGGGAUCUUCCUGCGUGCGGGGGUCCCACAUCCCGUGUACGCCACCAUCGGGGCGGGCGUGGUCAACACCGCCUUCACCGUCGUCUCGCUGUUUAUUGUGGAGCGUGUGGGCAGGAGAUCUCUACAUCUGGUCGGCCUGAUGGGCAUGGCUGUGUCUGCCGUGCUCAUCACCAUCGCCAUGGCACUACUGGACCAACUGUCGUGGAUGUCCUACGUUAGCAUCGCGGCCAUCUUCUGCUUCGUGGCCUUCUUUGAGAUCGGCCCGGGGCCCAUCCCCUGGUUCAUCGUGGCGGAGCUCUUCAGCCAGGGGCCCCGGCCGGCAGCCAUGGCCGUGGCCGGCUUCUCCAACUGGUCCGCCAACUUCCUUGUAGGCAUGGGCUUCCAGUAUGUGGAGCAACUGUGUGGCCCCUACGUCUUCAUCAUCUUCACGGUGCUGCUCCUGGGCUUCUUCGUGUUCACCUACCUCAAGGUGCCGGAGACCAAGGGUCGCACCUUCGACGAGAUUGCGUCGAGCUUCCGUCACUCCGCGUCGGGCGAGUCGUUUGGGAAGUACACCACAGAGGAGUUCAACAGCGACAUCUAGAGGUCUGGGGUCUGGACGUGUUGGAAACAGUUAAACAGAAAUGUUUUGAUUCUUAUUUUUUUAUUGCAGUUCUACACAUCAUGCACUGUUCAAAUAAGAUUGUAUUAAAAGCUUGCGUUAUAGAUCACAAUGUUUACUAGGUAAGCAACCUUUAUCCCAGUUCGGCCUACAUUAUUCCUUGCUACAUUGCAAGAAUGCCAAGUUGAAUCAGAAUGAGCACCUUAGCACGCUAGGGAAUUUAAUACAUGAAUCGUUUAUUGUAUAAUAAUAUGGUUAUUUAUUGGAUUCAGGAUAAUUUAAGAGUGAAGAAAAGACAAGGGUUAGGAGCAUAAGAGAAGAGUGUAAAACUGGUCUCAUGUGUUUCCAUUGGAAAGUCAAUUUUCUUGUGAGGUUCCAAAUUAAAUUGAAUUUACACUGUUGUAAGAUUAGUCCCUUAACUUUUGAAGAAUUCAGCAGUCUCUUUUGCUCUAGAUUUAAUGGAUCAUGUAUACAUCGUUUGUAUUAUGUAUGUGUUAUUCAUCAUUUGUAUUAUUUAUUUUGUUUAUGUGAAAGAGUCAUUCGUUUUUUCAUCAUCAGAUCUUCUUGGAAUAUUUCGUCCAUUAAACAUAAGGAAUGUAUUGGUAUCAUUAGGUAAAAGCUCUUGAUCAGCACUUUAAAUAGUAUUGGUUUUUGCUCAUAGUAAUCAUGAUCACAAUACGUUCAAUAU